AUGGUGGAUGCCGAGGAGUUCGACGCCCUGUACGCGGCGGCAAUAGAAGACGACAGAGGCGACGAGGGGGGCGGCGGUGAAGAGGACGGGCGGGAGGCGUUUAGGAUUCGGACUCCUCACAGUCUGCCUUCCGGCCGCUCUCAUAUCCGUGUUCAAAUUCAGGCUUCUCCUAGCCCCUAUUAUAAUUACCCACCAAAGACUUCGUCUAUAACAUCUUCAAUUCCUUUACCAAUAGGAGAUCCUGCUGUUAAGUUGAUCGAGUAUGGGGGGAGUCUCCUAAUGAACAAGCAUUGGUCUAUGUUUGUAGUUGUCUAUGGUUUUAUGGUUAUUGAACGAACUACAGGUCACAUAGUUAUUGACAUUCAGGGGGAAAGACAAAGAUGGAUCGGGAGUACACAAGAGAAAAGAUUGAAUGGAGCUGAGAAGGCUCAUUAUACCAUAAGAUAUCCAAUCACUGCAUUAAAGAAAUACAUAACGGAAAACAAAUUGGAAAACGAAGCAGAUUUGAAGGCCACCGAGAACAACAUUGAAGAAAUUGUUGAAGAUUUUGUCGAGUUUGCCGAUAAAAGCCCGGUUCUAGCCCGAAAUAAGCUGCUAGAGAAUGUAUUUUCCGACCCAAGGGGAUUCGGAAUCGGGCCUAAUGGGAAGUACAGAUAUGAGGACCCUAAAUUUACUGAGGGCACUGCUCAGGUGUAA
This is a messenger RNA of Striga asiatica, 696 nucleotides long. The record is from the annotation of a GenBank genome assembly. Lineage: Eukaryota; Viridiplantae; Streptophyta; Magnoliopsida; Lamiales; Orobanchaceae.